CUCCAGAAACCUUCACGAGCGUAGAAGCAUCUUUUCUACCGAACACCUAACCUGCCUCCACGCAGAAAUUCCUACUCUUCCACCCCACUUCUCCCGACGCAGACAGCCUCGCUGCUUUUGCUCUUGAUCCCAGAUCCCCCAACUCCUCGCUCGCUCGCGUCCUCCUCCACCUCCCUCCCUAACUCCGCACCACCCCACCGCCCCGCAGCCACCACUCCCCUCCCACUUCCGCGCUCCCGCAAUUCGCAUCGGCGACCCCCCGCCCCGCCCGGCGGCGGAGACAAGAGUGGACCGAGCAGCGCGGUGGUGGGCGCAGCCAUGCUCCACAAGUUCGCGCUCGCGUUCAAGACCAAGACCAUCGAGUUCUUCGCCGAGGAGGAGGAGGAGGACGAGGACGCCGACAGAUUCGCGCCCUCUCCCGCGGCGGGGGCGGAUGGCGUCCUGGCGGGGCAGCGGGUGGUCGUGCUGAAGCCCGACCCGAUGAACCCUAGCCCUAGCGCGGACGGGGUGGGGGAAUGGGAGGCGGCGGGUUCCGAGGUGGAGGCGGCCGUGGAGGCGGCGCUCGCGACGGCGUCCUCGUUCCAAGCGGCGUACCUGCACCUGCAGGCCGCGCACGCGCCGUUCCUGCCGGAGGCGGCGGCGGCCGCGGACGCCGCCGCGGUCUCGCACCUCCGGAGGCUGUCGGAGCUCAAACGGCUCGCGAGGGGCGAGCCGGCCCCACCCGGGCCGGAGGGUACCCUCACGGCGCACCUCGAGGCCCAGGUGCGCGAGAACCAGGCACUGCUACGGUCCUUCGACGCCGUGGUGAACCGCCUCCAGGCCGCGCUCGACGCCAAGGACGCCGCGGCCGCCUCGCUGCGGCGGGAGCACGAGGCGCUCGACGACGGCAACGCGCGGCUCGCGGCGCGCCUCGACCGCGCGCUGGCCCCGCCGCCGACGGGAGCAGGCUGCGGUGGCGGGGACGCCGUCGGCGCCAUGCUGUCCGCGAGCGUAUUCGACUCUGUCCUCCGCGACGCGCUCCGCGUCGCCCACCGCUUCGCCCGCGCGCUCGCGGAGGUCCUCCGUUGCGCGGGAUGGGACCUGGCCGCGGCUGCAGCGGCUGCAUACCCCGACGUCUGCUACUCCAAGCCCGGUCACUGCCGCUACGCCCUCCUCUCCCGCGUCUGCCUCUCCAUGUUCGACAGCUUUGACUCCUACCAAUUCGGCAGCACAGCUGACACUGCCACACUUCAAGGAAUCGAGCUUGCUAUCCGUCAGAACGAGUCAUUGCAGCAAUUCAUCGAGCACUCAGAUGCAGACCCCAUGGAGCUCAUGCAUUCAAGCCCCGAUUGCGAAUUUGCCCAAUUUUGUGACCGUAAGUACAAACAGCUGAUCCAUCCUGGCAUCGAAUCCUCACUCUUUGGGAAUUCAGACUGUGGGACGUUGCCAGUGAUGGGUGUGGCCGGCCCACUCUAUGAGCUGUUCAUUGCAAUGGCAAGCUCAAUUUGGACGCUCCACAGGUUAGCCUGGGCGUAUGACCCGGCGGUCGGCAUAUUCCAGGUCGGCCAGGGCACAGAGUACUCGUCGGUGUACAUGGAGAACAUUGUCCGGUCGAAGGGUUUUUCAGGGAGCAGGGAGCUUGGGAAGCUGCUGCGACCGAAGGUCGGGUUCACAGUGGUGCCAGGCUUCCGGCUCGGCGGGACAGUGAUCCAAUGUAGGGUGUACCUAGAUUGUCAGAAGAGGGAAGAAGGAAUUAUAGAUUUGAAAUGAAGGGAAACAAUAUAGUCAAAAUAGAAACUGUACAUUUGGAAAGAAAAGGAGGUUGUGUAAAGGCGAUCAAGAACAGUGUGUCGAAAUAACCUCGCAGGAUCAAAGUCGCUGCUGGAUGAUCAGUAUAAAUAAAAGGCGAUCAAGAACAGUGUAUCGAAAUAACCUCACAGGAUCAAAGUCGCUGCUGGAUGAUCAGUAUAAAUAAAGCUAUUUAUCUUUUGUUUUAGUUUUUGUUCGGCUGAUAGGGGAUGUUUGUAGUGUUGUACAAAGGUCAUCAGAUUCAGAGAGCUUUGUGUUCUAACAUUGUCGAAGAUUUAUCAUCUAAUCUUUGGUAACUUAUUUGUGUGUAAUUUGAUUCAAUCUGUAAGUGUAUAUUUAUGAUCCUGUGCUCGUCAA
This is a messenger RNA of Phragmites australis (common reed), 2145 nucleotides long. Its product is annotated as protein GRAVITROPIC IN THE LIGHT 1-like. NCBI's taxonomy places the organism in Eukaryota, Viridiplantae, Streptophyta, Magnoliopsida, Poales, Poaceae. The transcript has a single exon. The record is from RefSeq and is a predicted model, not a curated record. Bases 319 to 1749 code for a protein of 476 amino acids. Gene Ontology annotation, biological process: negative gravitropism; response to red or far red light.